This is a messenger RNA of Penicillium vulpinum, 804 nucleotides long. RefSeq names its product aminoglycoside phosphotransferase family protein. Lineage: Eukaryota; Fungi; Ascomycota; Eurotiomycetes; Eurotiales; Aspergillaceae. The coding region runs from base 1 to 804 and encodes 267 amino acids. The transcript is spliced from 3 exons. The record is from RefSeq and is a predicted model, not a curated record.
AUGUUGAAGAACGAAUCGCCGAGUGCCGACCCUCGCCCCCUUUACCAACCCAAAAGAUACUACACUCACUCUGGCGCCUCGUGCCUCACUUCAUACUAUUUUGGCGGCCGCGUGAGCCAGUUGCCGUUCGGAUUAUACACAAAAGACCCCAAUCGCAAUCCUAAUGAGGGAGAGACAUUAAGGCUGGUGGAACGGUAUACUUCGAUCCCCGCACCCCUUUGGGUAGACGACUACCAGAGCACGUGCCCCGUUCUUAUCAUGACAGCCGCACCUGGAGAACCCCUGGAUGAAGUUUUUCACCGACUCUCAUACUCGGAGCGCAAACAACUAUCGACAGAUCUGAAGAACGCCUUAUCGCAACUACUUUCUAUCCCAAAUCAGACUUUUCACCUCUUCUCCAACAGUCAUGGCGGCCCGCUAUUUGAUUAUCGUUUCCCCUCGGGCGUAUGUGGUCCGUUCCACCAUAUUUCAGAUUUCAAUUCCUUUCUUGUUCAUAAACAUGUGCUCAAUGAGACGAAGAAAGAUAUUGCCGCUGUCCACGCACGUCAGUACCGGUCUAUAUUCACCCAUGCGGACCUGCAACCCCGAAAUAUUAUCAUCGACGAAGGGCGGCUGUCUGGAAUCGUGGACUGGGAAUGUACCGGCUUCUAUCCUGAGUACUGGGAUUUUACAAAGUUUUUUUAUACGGUACGGGCAACCUGGGAAAUACAAUUUGUCAUUUUUGAGGCAUUCGCGGGAGAGGAAUAUGAGGAAGAGUUAGGAGCUGAGAGGUUAUUGUGGCGUGACACGCCGUUCGGGUGUUGA